This is a messenger RNA of Cicer arietinum (chickpea), 1275 nucleotides long. Its product is annotated as 1-aminocyclopropane-1-carboxylate oxidase homolog 12-like. The record is from RefSeq and is a predicted model, not a curated record. NCBI's taxonomy places the organism in Eukaryota, Viridiplantae, Streptophyta, Magnoliopsida, Fabales, Fabaceae.
AAGGUGUCACAUUGAAUAGAAUCCUUGUUUUGUUUCUUCUAGUUACAACUACAAAGAUAAGGAAAAUGGGAAGCACAGAAACAAAUGAAAUGAAAGUGAUGAAAUUGAGUGAAAGGAAAGCAUUUGAUGAAGCAAAAGAAGGUGUAAAAGGACUUGUUGAUGCAGGGAUUAAGAAGAUACCUGAAAUAUUCCAUCAUCAACCUGACAAAUAUGAGAAAUCAUACAACACAUGUCAUGUUAUUCCUGUCAUAGACCUUACAAAUAUUGAUAAAGAUCCAAGUUUGCAUCAAGAAAUUGUUCAAAAAGUGAAGGAAGCAUGUGAAACAUGGGGUUUCUUUCAAGUUAUUAAUCAUGGCAUACCUUUGAGUGUUCUUGAGGAGAUUAAAGAUGGUGUUAAGAGGUUUUAUGAACAGAACACACAAGUUAAAAAAGAUUUGUAUACAAGAGAUAGAAAUAAGUCCUUUAUUUAUAAUAGUAAUUUUGAUAUUUAUAGCUCACCAGCACUUAAUUGGAGGGAUACUUUUAUGUGUUACUUAGCUCCUCAUACUCCUAAACUUGAAGAUUUUCCUAUAGUUUGCAGAGAUAUACUAUUGGAAUAUGGAAAACACAUGAUGAAUUUGGGGACUUUACUGUUUGAAUUGUUGUCAGAAGCUUUAGGUUUGAAACCAAACCAUCUAAAAGAAAUGGAUUGUGUUGAAGGACUAAUAGCACUAUGCCAUUAUUAUCCUCCAUGUCCUGAACCAGAAUUGACUGUGGGAACAACCAAGCAUUCUGAUAAUGAUUUCCUCACAGUGCUUCUCCAAGACCAUAUAGGUGGCCUACAAGUUCUUCAUGAGGAUAAAUGGAUUGAUAUAACACCUGUAACUGGUGCUCUCAUUGUUAAUGUUGGAGAUCUUUUGCAGCUUAUAACAAAUGACAAAUUCAAGAGUGUUGAACAUAGAGUAGUUGCAAAUGAGGUUGGUCCAAGAAUAUCUGUUGCAUGCUUUUUCAGCACAGCUUAUAGGUCAUCCUCUAAACUCUAUGGACCUAUUAAGGAACUAUUAUCAGAAGAAAAUCCUCCCAAAUACAGAGAAACCACAGUUGCUGAUUAUGUAGCCUACUUUGAGGCAAAAGGAUUGGAUGGUACUACUGCUCUUACACAUUACAAGAUUUGAAGUAUGUAAUGUGGAAGAAAAAAUACUAAGAUCAUAUAAAUAAAUUGAAUGAGCUUUGGUGAGUUGGUGAUGAGGUAGUUAUUCAUCAAUUCCACUUUGUAAUAUGAACUAGAAGUUAAUA